Messenger RNA from Suncus etruscus (white-toothed pygmy shrew), 2906 nucleotides. RefSeq names its product protein associated with LIN7 1, MAGUK p55 family member (gene PALS1). Gene Ontology annotation, molecular function: protein binding. The record is from RefSeq and is a predicted model, not a curated record. Bases 152 to 2185 code for a protein of 677 amino acids. NCBI's taxonomy places the organism in Eukaryota, Metazoa, Chordata, Mammalia, Eulipotyphla, Soricidae. Gene Ontology annotation, biological process: establishment or maintenance of polarity of embryonic epithelium; protein localization to plasma membrane; morphogenesis of an epithelial sheet. The transcript is spliced from 13 exons. Gene Ontology annotation, cellular component: adherens junction; plasma membrane.
UUCAUCGAAGAAAUUCCCAUUUCCUGGAGCAUUAUUACGUGAUGUGAGACUUUACAUUUUCUUGAAGUAAUAUGGAUUUUGUACUACAGAAUCAAGCUAUUGGCCAUCUAGGAAACUUUUGUUGAUCAAAAAGUGGUGCAGGAUUUUAGAGAUGACCAUGACAACAUCCCAUAUGAAUGGGCAUGUCACUGAGGAGUCAGACAGUGAAGUAAAAAGUGUGGAUCUUGCGUCACCCGAGGAACCUCAGAAGCACCGAGAAAUGGCUGUUGACUGCCCUGGAGACCUGGGCACCAGGAUGAUGCCCGUCCGUCGAAGUGCCCAGCUGGAGCGCAUUCGGCAGCAACAGGAAGACAUGCGACGUCGGCGGGAGGAAGAAGGGAAAAAGCAAGAACUGGACCUAAAUUCCUCCAUGAGACUUAAAAAACUAGCCCAGAUUCCUCCAAAGACUGGCAUAGAUAACCCUAUAUUCGAUACCGAAGAAGGAAUUAUCUUAGAAAGCCCUCAUUAUGCUGUGAAAAUAUUAGAAGUGGAAGACCUGUUUUCUUCACUCAAACACAUCCAACAUACUUUGGUAGAUUCUCAAAGCCAGGAGGAUAUUUCGCUGCUUUUACAACUUGUACAGAAUAAAGAUUUCCAGAAUGCAUUUAAGAUACACAACGCUGUCUCAGUCCAUAUGAACAAGGCCAGUCCUCCAUUCCCUAUUAUCGCCAAUGCACAAGAUCUUGCGCAAGAGGUACAAACUGUUUUGAAACCAGUCCACCAGAAAGAAGGACAAGAAUUAACUGCACUACUGAAUACUCCACACAUUCAGGCACUUUUACUGGCUCAUGAUAAGGUGGCUGAGCAGGAAAUGCAGUUGGAGCCCAUCACAGAUGAGAGAGUGUAUGAGAGCAUUGGUCAGUAUGGAGGAGAAACUGUAAAAAUAGUUCGUAUAGAAAAGGCUCGAGAUAUUCCUUUGGGAGCUACAGUUCGUAAUGAAAUGGAUUCUGUCAUCAUUAGUCGGAUCGUCAAAGGAGGUGCUGCUGAAAAAAGUGGCCUGUUGCACGAAGGAGAUGAAGUUCUGGAGAUUAAUGGCAUUGAAAUCCGGGGGAAAGAUGUCAAUGAGGUUUUUGACUUGUUGUCUGAUAUGCAUGGGACUUUGACAUUUGUUCUGAUUCCCAGUCAACAAAUUAAACCUCCUCCUGCCAAGGAAACAGUUAUCCAUGUCAAAGCUCAUUUUGACUAUGACCCAUCCGAUGACCCUUAUGUUCCAUGUCGGGAGUUGGGUCUCUCUUUUCAAAAGGGGGAUAUACUUCAUGUGAUCAGUCAAGAAGACCCAAACUGGUGGCAAGCCUACAGGGAAGGAGAUGAAGAUAACCAGCCUCUUGCUGGGCUAGUACCAGGGAAAAGUUUUCAACAGCAAAGGGAAGCCAUGAAGCAAACGAUAGAAGAAGAUAAGGAGCCAGAAAAAUCAGGAAAACUCUGGUGUGCAAAGAAAAAUAAAAAGAAGAGAAAAAAGGUUUUAUAUAAUGCCAAUAAAAAUGAUGAUUAUGACAACGAGGAGAUCUUAACUUAUGAAGAAAUGUCACUUUACCAUCAGCCAGCAAAUAGGAAAAGACCAAUCGUUUUAAUUGGUCCGCAGAACUGCGGCCAGAAUGAAUUGCGUCAGAGACUCAUGAAUAAAGAAAAAGACCGCUUUGCAGCCGCAGUUCCUCAUACCACUCGCAGUAGGCGAGACCAUGAAGUAGCCGGUCGAGAUUAUCUCUUUGUUUCCCGACAAGCAUUUGAGGCGGACGUAGCAGCAGGAAAGUUCAUUGAGCAUGGUGAAUUCGAAAAAAAUUUGUACGGAACCAGCAUUGAUUCUGUGCGCCAAGUGAUCAACUCUGGGAAAAUAUGCCUCUUAAGCCUUCAUACACAGUCACUGAAGAUACUCCGGAAUUCAGACUUGAAACCCUAUAUCAUCUUCAUUGCACCUCCUUCACAAGAAAGACUUCGGGCUCUAUUGGCCAAAGAAGGCAAGAAUCCAAAGCCUGAAGAGUUGAGAGAAAUUAUUGAGAAGACUAGAGAGAUGGAACAGAACAAUGGCCAUUACUUUGACACAGCAAUUGUGAAUUCAGAUCUUGAUAAAGCCUAUCAAGAAUUGCUUAGGUUAAUCAACAAACUCGAUACUGAACCUCAGUGGGUGCCUUCCACUUGGCUACGGUGAAGGAAACAUCUGUGUGGCAAACUGGACUUGAUCUCACAAACUUCCUGUGGGAAGAGAGCCCUGCUACUUCAACUGAAUCUGAGGACAAGGUGGCAGCGGAAGUUGGUGGACCUCUUAGAUCUUUUAAUGAGAAGUCCUCUUGAGCAAGUUGUGCACAGCAGUCUUCAUUCUCUGUCCAUGGCUUUAUCCGUUCCUGCCUAUCUGUCGGGUUCUGAAUGGAAGCUUUCAGUAGCAGUUCUCUAUCCACUUAAAGCCUUUCUCGUUUGUUUUUUACAAACUACAUCUUUUCUGCCAAGUAAUAUUUCCAUAACAUAGGCUCACAACAGUCCAUGUCUCACCAUUAUAAACGUUACUUGAAUGGUUAAAUUACUUCAUGGAAAUUCAGGGGCAGGGGUGUUGUGCUUCUUUGCACUGAACGAGACAGUAUUCGGUUCGAACAGUGGUGUUUACCCACUCUCAGAUGGUUGCCAGUCUGCAGGUAUAGGAAGGUUGAAAACAGCUGGGCUACCUACCAACCUUGGUUAUAACCACAGUCCAGGGAUUGGUUUGCAGGACAGGUGCCAGUCUACAGGGUAAAAAGGUUGAAAAACACUGGUUUCAAAGACUAGUGUUGUGGUCCUCAAAAAAAUCCUUUCCCUAUAAAAUAAAACAAAGAACCUGGUGCCACUUGGGCUUAGAAUCGCUUUGAUAGACUGAAGUUCAUUUGUGUCAUUUGAUUUUU